AUGAGUGCUCAAUUGUCAAUCGGGAACGAGUUAAAGGACUCGUACAAAACAACGUAUGGGUGGGUCUCAGCUAACAUUAAAUGGUUAAAGGAGAUCGAACAAUUCUAUUUACAAAGAGCAAGAAUAGAGAAAGAGUAUAGUGAGAAAUUGAAUGCCUUAACAUCAGAAUACCUUAAUAAGACAAGUUCGUCAACUGUUUUGCUCUCAGUCGGUGAAACUCCCACCGUUACACCUGGUUCUGUUGAAAUUGCAAGUGUCGUUACAUGGAAUGAUAUUCUUGCUCAAACAGAAUCUAUUUCAAAGGAUCAUGCUAAAUUAAGCAAUGACUUUGAGAAGACUGUUGCCGCCCAAGCAAAUGGAUUAAAUGUAAAAUUAGAUUUUACAUUGACAAAGAUAAAUGGAUUCAAUAACGAUCUUGAAGACAAAAAAAAGGGUGCUAAAAAUGAUUUGGAUAAAGCUAAGAAAGCUUACGAUGAUUCUUGUGAAAAUGUUGAAGUAGCAAGAAAUAAGUUAACUAAAAGUAAUAAUGAAAGAAAUAAGAGGAAGUUAGAAGAUAAACAAGUUGAUAUGAAUGUUGCAAAGAAUGAUUAUUUGAUCAAGAUUAAUCAAGCCAACAGAAUUAAGGAUAAAUAUUAUUUCCAGGAUGUUCCAGAAGUUGUUGAUUUGUUACAAGAUUUGAAUGAAUCUAAGAUCCUAUUGUUAAAUGAUAUUUGGAAAGCUGCUAAUGACAGUGAACUUCAAUUCGGUAAAAAUAUAAACGAUCGUCUUAUUAAAUCUAAUGACGUUAUUUCUCACAAUAAGCCAUCAUUAAGUACAGCUAUGUUUAUCAAACAUAACUUAAAAGGUUGGAAAGAGCCUAAGGAUUUUCAAUAUGUACCAUCUCCAAUAUGGCAUGAGGACGAAACUUUCACAGUUCCAUCUGAGAACGAAGUUCAGGAUUUACGGAUCAAAUUGAAACAGGCAGAGAAUGACUAUAAUAGACUGGACGAUCUAACUAAAUCUGAAUUAAGUAAAUUAUCAAGUUUUAAUAAAAUUAAACAAACUUUGAAAGAGGAUAUUGAAGCCAAUGGCAAUAAUGGCAACAACGGUCAAAAGUUUUAUGAAAAUCUAAAGAGCUAUCUUUCCGUUAUUUCAAGUUUUGUAUUGCAUGAAACCACCAAAUUACAAGCAGAAGUCACAGUGGAAAGUAUUCAAAAUAAUGUCCCUGAGGAAUAUGAUUUAUCAACAGAAAACAUUGAUCUAAACAAAUCAAAGAGAAAAUCUAGUGGUGGUUUGUUCUCUAAAUUUAAAGGUCUUAACAUUUUAAGUGACGUUAACAACGGUGGUAGUUCUCGCUCAUCAGGUGGAGGGCAUUCGAACGGGAUAUCAUUAUUUGGUGGUUCCCACAAUAAGAAGUCCAGUACCUCUAAUAAUAGUCAUGACGGUAACGAUAAGCCAGAUAAUGAGUCCAUGUUCAGUAGUGAAACUACUCACACUCAUACUACAACAAAAAGUAAGAAAAAAAGCUCUAGCAAUGCUGGUGGGAACGGUAAUAAAGUACUGUAUGCGUAUGAAGGACAAGAUAGUGAUGAAAUAUCCAUGUCUGUAGGUGAUCAAAUAGAAUUGAUAGCUGUAGAUUCUGGGUCUGGAUGGACUAAGAUCAAGAAUUUAUCUACCGGUGAUAGCGGUCUUGUUCCAACAUCUUAUGUACAUAUAAGUUCAGAAAAUAGAAAGGCGGCAUCUCCACCUAGUGUGCCACCUCCUAGACGUUCAGCUGUUCCGACAAGGACUUUAACAGCAACAUUUGCAUAUGAAGCUCAGGACUCUGAUGAAUUAAGUUUGUCCGCAGGUGAUGUUAUCACUGUGAUUAAAGGUGACGAUGGAAGUGGUUGGACAUAUGGUGAGGUUAAUGGUGAAAAGGGUUUGGUGCCUACAAGUUAUUGUAAAUGA
Messenger RNA from Maudiozyma saulgeensis, 1929 nucleotides. NCBI's taxonomy places the organism in Eukaryota, Fungi, Ascomycota, Saccharomycetes, Saccharomycetales, Saccharomycetaceae. The record is from the annotation of a GenBank genome assembly.